UAUGGAUGGAGACCAGAUAUUCAGAUCUGGAGUGCCGGCACAGGUAGAAAGUGAAAUCACUUCAGCAAACACAGAUGAUGAUGACGAGGAGGAGGAUGACGACGAUGAGGAAGAAGAAAACGUGGAUGAUGAGACCCCUAGGCUCUCCAAGGAGAGAGUGAGAGCUUCACUGUCUGACUUGUCAAGCCUCGAUGAUGUGGAAGGGAUGAGCGUGCGCCAGCUGAAGGAAAUCCUGGCUCGGAAUUUUGUCAACUUUUCUGGCUGUUGUGAAAAAUGGGAACUGGUAGAGAGAGUAAACCGGUUAUACAAAGAGAAUAAAGAAAAUCAAAAGUCCCAUGGCGAGCGGCUGCAGCUGCAAGAUGAGGAAGACGUCAGCCUGUGUGGCAUCUGCAUGGAUGCCGUCAUCGACUGUGUCCUGCCGGAGUGCGGGCACGUGGUUACCUGCACCGAGUGCGGCAAGCGCGUGAGUGAGUGUCCCAUCUGCCGGCAGUAUGUGGUGCUAGCCGUGCAUGUGUUCAAGUCCUAAAACGGAGGCUCCCCUCAACAGGACAGUCACCCCAAACUUGACCCCAAACAUUUCUAUUUACAGAAGGGACUAGAAAGUUACUGUUCAAAGGCUGAAGCUAUUUUUAAAAAUUAUUUUCACUACUAAGUGGGGACAGAAAGAUCCAUGCUGAGUUGUGGAAACCUUGGUCCAUGCCAUGAGCCUGUCUGCCUGUGGACACAUGAGCUUCCCGGGCUCAGCUGGGCUUUAUCACCCAUCCCUUGAACACUCAUUGAAGUCAGCCUGCUUGUGCCAUGUGGGCAACAG
Messenger RNA from Cebus imitator (Panamanian white-faced capuchin), 811 nucleotides. Its product is annotated as E3 ubiquitin-protein ligase RNF34-like. Gene Ontology annotation, cellular component: plasma membrane; cytoplasm. Bases 2 to 526 code for a protein of 174 amino acids. The transcript has a single exon. NCBI's taxonomy places the organism in Eukaryota, Metazoa, Chordata, Mammalia, Primates, Cebidae. Gene Ontology annotation, biological process: negative regulation of extrinsic apoptotic signaling pathway via death domain receptors; protein K48-linked ubiquitination; proteasome-mediated ubiquitin-dependent protein catabolic process. Gene Ontology annotation, molecular function: ubiquitin protein ligase activity. The record is from RefSeq and is a predicted model, not a curated record.